AUGGCCCUGAGUCCAAGGGCUAGUCUGGUCCUCCAGGAAGACUCCAAGAUGACAACAAGUCUCAGUUCCACUGGGGCCCCAGGUUUAGGCUCUGGCACCAUCUCUGGGCCCAGCCCAGACACGGACCUUGUUCCUGUCUCGAAUCCAUCCCUGAGUCCUGGCUUGGCUCUUGUCCCAGACCUUAAUCUGGGUGUUGUCUCAGAGGAGGAGCCUGGCCUGGUGUCCAGUAACACCCCAAGAACUGAGGACAGCAAGGCCGUGGCUCCAGCCUCCCUCCAGAUCACUGCUGCCCACUCUGGUGAAGUCCUGGGCCCAGAUUCCAAUCAUAUCUCGAAGCCUAACUCACAGGAGUCCCUGUGUCCAGCCUCAAACCUCGUUCUGAGCCCUGGCUCUAUGGAGGCCCAGGAUCUGAGCUCAAGGAACCACUCUGGGCCAGAUUCUGAGGAUGCCUUCAAUUCCUUCUCAAACAAGAUUUUUGAUUUGGGUCAGAGUAACUCCAAUCCUUCCAGGCCUGAAUCAAACCCAUUUAGAAGGCCUUAUUCAAGAGAAACCCUCAUUCUAGGCCACAGCAUCUCCAGGCCAGGCUCAAAAGCCCUCCUUAUUCCAGCCUCAAAUGCCUUCCCGGAUCCUGACUCCAAUCAGCUGCUCAGUGUGGGCUCAAGAAACAACUCCAAAGUGGACCUGAAUGCGGCUCCAAGUUCUCGUGGUUCCCUAAUCUCUGACAUGAACGAGACCAUCACUUUGGUUUCACAUAACAUCUCUGGAUCUGUUUCAAAAAGAGCCUUUGGUGCAGCCUGGAACACAAGUUCCAAGGGAGCCAUCAACGUGGCUUCAAAUGGCAAUCCCAGGUCCAAUUUGAACAUGACCAUCACUCAGGCUUCAUGCUUGAGCCUGGUUCCCAGUUCCAGUGAUGCUGUCAGCCUGCACUCCAGCACUCACAGACCCAAUUCCACCCUUUCUCCACCCUCAUGCAUGACACUGAUCCUGGGCUCCAAUGAGACUGUGAGCCUGGACUCCAGCCUCAUCUUCAGCGACACAUCCACCCUGACACUGAGCAGCCAGCAUGAGUGUGCUGAGGACAGCAUCCACACCGUGACCCUGGAGGAGAAUCUGGGGAGUUGGAGUGAGCUGGCCAGUGUCGAGGUGGGCCAGUUCCCACUGGAAUCCCCGACCUGCGACACUGCAAACAAGGACUCCACGGCCUUCCAAAGCAUCCCUCAGGGAACCUUCGAGGAAGUGGCCUCGUGCCUGGUGAAGGUGCCAGGGCAGAGCGAGGAUGGCAACAAAAUGGAUCUGGUCGAGAAUGUCCUCAGCCUCCAGAAGCACCCGGAUGUGCUGAACAUGGAAGAAGAGAAGAAGACCAUGAUGAAGAAGAUGAUGAAGCAGAUCCAGGAGGAACCGUUGGAUUCCCUCUCAAGUUCCAUCCGCCAGCAAGCCAUGGAGACCCUGACCCAGCUGAGUCGUUCUCUGCCUGUCCUGGGCAUGCGGGAACGAUUCGAGCUGGUGAACACGUGCAUGAAGAGUGUCUUCUCCCUGCCCUCUGUGCAGGCCAUGCAGGAGAAAGACAAGGCCAAGGCUGAGGCCAUCCAGAUACUUUACCGUCAGACCUUGGAUGCCCUGCAGACACUGCUCAACACCCUCUUUGUUGAGGAUCCCACUCCUGCUGGGCUGAAGAGCAUCUUGGAGCCACUGGGGCCCUGGAUGAACUCUGGGAAGGCCCACGAGAGAGCACGGGCUGUGAAAAGCUGCGUCUCUGUGUUGAACCACGUGCUUCUGACCCUGCCUUUCUUUAUGUCCUCGGGGUUCCUGGCACUGGGGCUUCUGCUGGGGAGGCUCAUCCUUCGCAUCGGGGAUCCUGACGAGGAGAUUGGCCGCGAGGCUCUAGACGGCAUCACCAUCCUCUACACCAUCUUGGAGCUUCAAAAACGAGCCAGAGAUAAGGAAGAGACCAAUAAGAAGGAGCUGUAUGAGAGCAACAAGCGUUUCCUGGGGCCCUACAACCCUGUCAGCCCAUGCCAGAACAUUCUGCGUGUGAUUGCGGAAUUUGGAGACUUCCUGGGGCCCCAGCAGGUAAAAGACCUGUUGCUAGCAGCCCUAGAAGGGCUGAAAGGUGGCUCAGAGGCUCUGGGGAAGGAGUCGGGGGAGAUGAUGCAGCUAGCCUCGGAGGUCAUGCUCAGCUCGGUGUUGGAGUGGUACUGCCACAGGGCGCUAGAGGUGAUCCCAGAGAUCAUGCAGGGCAUCUAUGUGCAUCUGAGCCACAUCCAGGAGCCCCGGGCCCGCGAGGUGGCCCUGCUGCCCAUUUCCCUCCUGGCCAGCUCCUUCAUGACCGAGGUCGUUGUGGCCCUGCUCAUGUGCCCCCUCCCGCUGGACAGCAAUGGAGCAGAGAUGUGGAGGCAGCUGAUAUUACGCAAGCCCAGCUGUGACAUCCGAGACCUCCUGGAUCUGCUCCUGACCAGCCUGAAGGAGAAGCCUGUCACCAAGAAGGGCCGGGCCUCCAUUGUGCCCCUGGCGGCAGCCAGCGGCCUGUGUGAGCUCCUGUCCAUCAACAGAUGCAUGGGUCGCGUGAGGCGCAUCUACCCCCAGCUGCUCCUGGCCCUGCUCAUUCAGGUCCAUUACCACAUUGGCCUCAACCUGCCUGGCCACGUGGCCUCCUGCAAUGAAGCCAAGAAGGAUGCGCAGCCCUCCAGCUUUGUACCUGUACGCUGGGUGGUCAAAGUGGUGAAAACCCUGCUGCUGAAGAUGGGCUGCUCCUACGAGGCUACCUUUCUGGAGGACCAGGGCGGCUGGGAGCUCAUGGGGCAGGCGGAGAACCAUCACCGCGGAGUGUCCCUGCUGGCCAGGGCCAUGGUUCACUACUCCUGCCAGGAGCUGUGCCGCAUCCUCUACCUGCUCAUCCCGCUCCUGGAGCGCGGCGACGAGAAGCACAAGAUCACUGCCACCGCCUUCUUCGUGGAGCUUUUGCAGAUGGAGCAGGUGCGGCGGAUCCCUGAGGAAUACUCUCUGGGGCGGAUGGCAGAAGGCCUGAACCACCGGGACCCCAUCAUGAAGGUGCUGUCCAUCCGAGGCCUGGUCAUUCUGGCCCACAGGACUGAGAAGACCGCCAAGGUGCAGGCCCUCCUGCCCUCCAUGGUGAAGGGUCUGAAGAGUGUGGAUGGGCUGCUGGUGGUAGAGGCUGUCCACAACCUCAAGACCAUCUUCAAGGGGCAGGACCGGAAGUUGACAAACAGCUCGGUCUAUGUGGAGAUGCUGCAGAUCCUGCUGCCGCACUUCAGUGAUUCACGAGAGGAUGUGCGCUCCUCCUGCAUCAACCUGUAUGGCAAGGUGGUCCAGAAGCUGCGCUCGCCCUGCACCCCGGAGACAGAAGAGCAGCUGGUAAACACUUUGGUGCCCCUGCUGCUGACCAUGCAAGAGGGCAAUGCCAAGGUGAGCCAGAAAUGUGUGAAGACCCUGUUCCGCUGUUCUUGCUUCAUGGCUUGGGAAUUGCCAAAAAAAGCUUACAGCCGGAAGCCCUGGGACAGCCGGCAGCAGACAGUGACCAAAAUUUGCAAGUACCUUGUGAACACCCGUCGAGACAGCGCCUUCACGUUUCUCAGCCAGAGCCUGGAGUACGCCGAGAAUUCCCGGGCCUCCCUCCGGAAGUCCGCAGUCAUAUUCAUAGGGUCCUUGGUCCCCUGCAUGGAGAGCAUCAUGACGGAAGAUCGUCUGAAUGAAGUCAAAGCGGCUCUGGAAAACUUGAGACAUGACCCAGAAGCAUCAGUGUGCAUCUAUGCGGCCCAGGCCCAGGACAAUAUCCUGGCCAGCUGCUGGCGGAACUCCUGGCCACUGCCACAUGGGGACACGUGGGUGUGCGACCCGGCCACCAUGCACCGCUGGAGCCCUAGCUGUGAGAACCUGCCCACUUCCCACCAGCGGCGCUCCUGGAUCAUGAAGGCACUGGGCUCCUGGAAGAUGUCCUUGAAGCAGUGAUGUCCCCGAGCCCCCAGCCCUCCUCAGGGGUGGCCAUGGCCCUAGCCAUCCUCACUAUAAAUGCCACAUGGCUUGCCUCUCCCCA
Molecule: messenger RNA, 4051 nt
Organism: Camelus dromedarius (Arabian camel)
Lineage: Eukaryota; Metazoa; Chordata; Mammalia; Artiodactyla; Camelidae
Gene: MROH7
Product: maestro heat like repeat family member 7
Exons: 22
Coding region: 1-3966 (1321 amino acids)
Cellular component (GO): cytoplasm
Source: RefSeq, a predicted model, not a curated record